Molecule: messenger RNA, 3658 nt
Organism: Polypterus senegalus (gray bichir)
Lineage: Eukaryota; Metazoa; Chordata; Cladistia; Polypteriformes; Polypteridae
Gene: taok3a
Product: TAO kinase 3a
Exons: 22
Coding region: 683-3382 (899 amino acids)
Biological process (GO): protein phosphorylation; execution phase of apoptosis
Molecular function (GO): protein kinase activity; ATP binding
Source: RefSeq, a predicted model, not a curated record
CUGAUGAGCCGGUCGUUCAAGAAGACGACACGGAGGUGGUAUCGAUGGUUUCCUCAGUGGCGAAAUGAGGCGCCUCAGAGGUGAAGUACGGGUCCUGGUUCUGAAGUCUGCUUAUUUCCGCUUGUGGAGGGGAGAUAGUGAGCGGCGCUGCUACUGUCACGACGUCGCGGGGCCUCUGGAAGAAGACACUUGAUUCAGGAAGUCGAUCUCAAGUGUGCCAGAGAAAUCGAAAGACACUCGACCGCCUGUCGAUGCCCUACUUUGUCGUGGGCACUUCAUCUCGAACGUUAUUUUGUAUUUCUGUGAAAUACAAAUGAAGAAGCGCGUGAAGAUGCAACCACAGGCUAGAAGUGCUCUGCAGGAAAAAUGAGACGGUUGACCCUUUAACCUGGAGCUGAAAUUGUUUAUGGUACGUUUUUAAGUGAUGGAGGCAGUAACCAGAGAAUUGUGUGAAGGACCCCGAUGGGAGCUCUUUUGUAUGGAUCUUGCAUUGAUGACAAAAAAUGAAGCAGAAUUGAAGGACAAGAUAUCGAAAUGGAACGAUUAAGAAAUGCAGGAAAAACCAAGGUGAUGGCUGGAGGUGAAGAAGCCAAGUGCACAGCAGAGAUUUUAGGUACAGGAUUUCAAUGUCUUUGUUGUCGAUGAAGGAAAACAUACAAAAUCUGGUACUGAAAAGGUCAUAAUGCCCUCCUCAGCACGGAAAGGAUACUUGAAAGACCCAGAAGCUGCUGAAUUAUUUUCCAAAGAUGACCCAGAAGAGCUCUUUCAUGACCUCCACGAAAUUGGCCAUGGUAGUUUUGGCGCAGUAUACUUUGCAAGAGAUGCUCACUCAAAUGAAGUGGUUGCAAUUAAGAAGAUGUCAUACAAUGGGAAACAAACAACAGAGAAGUGGCAGGACAUCAUAAAAGAAGUGAAAUUUCUGCGUCACCUCAAACAUCCCAAUACCAUAGAAUACAAAGGCUGCUACAUAAAGGAGCACACUGCCUGGUUGGUCAUGGAGUACUGCCUUGGGUCUGCUUCAGAUUUAUUAGAAGUGCACAAGAAGCCACUUCAGGAAGUUGAAAUUGCUGCCAUUACCCAUGGUGCCUUGCAAGGACUGGCUUACCUACAUUCCCAUAACAUGAUUCACAGAGAUGUCAAAGCUGGUAAUAUUUUAUUGACAGAGCCAGGCCAAGUAAAACUGGCAGAUUUUGGAUCUGCAUCUAUAAUUUCUCCUGCCAAUUCCUUUGUGGGGACGCCAUAUUGGAUGGCACCUGAAGUAAUCCUAGCAAUGGAUGAAGGACAGUAUGAUGGAAAGGUAGAUGUCUGGUCUCUAGGAAUCACCUGCAUUGAACUUGCUGAGCGCAAACCUCCUCUUUUUAACAUGAAUGCAAUGAGUGCCUUAUAUCAUAUAGCCCAAAAUGAAUCCCCAACUCUGCAGUCAACUGAUUGGAAUGAUUCCUUCCGAAGUUUUGUUGAUUACUGCUUGGUAAAAUUUCCUCAGGACCGACCCUCAUCUGUAGAGUUGUUGCAACAUGAUUUUGUUCACCAGGAUCGAUCUCCGAAGGUUUUGAUUGAUCUCAUACAACGAACAAAAGAUGCUGUCCGUGAACUUGACAAUCUCCAGUACAGAAAAAUGAAGAAAAUUCUUUUCCAGGAUAAACAUAAUGGUCCAUUAACAGAAUCGCAGGAAGAGGAAGAGGACAGUGAAAAUGUAAGCAGUAAAAUGAAUAGCCUUGGUAGUAACCACUCUAUUCCAAGCAUGUCUGUAAGCACUGGAAGUCAAAGCAGUAGUGUGAACAGCAUGCAAGAGAUGAUGGAUGAUAGCAGCUCUGAUAUUGCAGUGGUUCAUAAUUAUGAUAGCACCUUAGAGUCUGAAUCCUCUUUUGUUCCCAGAAAGGAUCAUGUAUUCUUAAGGGAUGAAGGAGGCCACAGGGAUCCCAGGCCUGAGCUGCGGCCUACUACUUCUGUCCAGAGCCAGGCCCACAUUUGCAAGAACCGAGAGCGCUUUGCUACAAUUAAAUCAGCAUCUUUGGUUACAAGGCAGAUCCACGAGCAUGAGCAGGAGAACGAGUUGCGCGAACAGAUGUCAGGAUAUAAGCGGAUGCGGCGCCAGCACCAGAAGCAGCUGAUCGCUCUGGAGAACAAACUGAAGGCUGAGAUGGAUGAGCAUCGCCUCAAACUGCAGAAAGAGGUGGAGACUCAUGCCAACAAUGCAUCCAUCGAGCUUGAGAAACUUGCAAAGAAGCAUGCAAUGCACACUGAGAAAGAGGCAAAAUCAGGACUUGCAGAUGAGAAGAAGUUUCAACAACAGAUCAUGGCUCAGCAGAAGAAAGAGUUAACCAACUUCUUGGAAACUCAGAAAAAACAGUACAAACUUUGCAAGGAGAAGAUUAAAGAGGAGAUGCAUGAAGACCACAGUACACCGAAGAAGGAAAAACAGGAACGUCUUUCUAAACACAAAGAGAAUAUGCAGCAUUCUCAAGCUGAGGAAGAGGCACAAUUACUCGGUCAGCAGAGGGUGUAUUAUGAACGUAACUGCCGUUCCUUCAAACGAAAAACAAUAACUAGGAAACAUGAAAUGGAGCAGGAACAUUUACGGGAGGAGCUCAAUAAAAAAAAGACACAGAAAGAAAUGGAGCAUGCGAUGCUGAUCAGGCAUGAUGAGUCGACACAAGAACUGGAGUACCGACAAUUGAAAACCCUUCAAAAGCUGAGGAUGGAUCUGAUCCGCUUGCAACACCAAACUGAACUGGAGAACCAGAUAGAGUACAAUAACAGACGAGAUAGAGAGCUACACAGAAAACAUGUCAUGGAGCUACGACAGCAGCCUAAACACUUGAAGGUAUUGGAAAUGCAAAUUAAGAAGCAGUUUCAAGACACAUGUAAAGUCCAAACAAAGCAGUACAAAGCACUAAGGAAUCAUCAGCUGGAGGUUUCCUCGAAGUGUGAACACAAAACAAUUCUCAAAGCUCUGAAGGAGGACCAGACACGAAAGCUGGCUAUUUUGGCAGAGCAGUAUGAACAAAGUAUAAAUGAAAUGAUGGCCUCGCAAGCGUUGCGACUGGAUGAAGCUCAAGAAGCAGAGUGCCAAGCACUGAGACAUCAGCUUCAACAAGAAAUGGAGCUGCUCAAUGCCUACCAGAGCAAAAUCAAAAUGCAAACAGAAGCACAGCAUGAGAGAGAGCUUCAAAAGUUGGAACAGAAGGUUUCUCUUCGAAGAGCCCACCUUGAGCAAAAGAUUGAAGAGGAGCUGGCUUCACUUCAGAAAGAACGAACUGAAAGAAUCAAGAACUUGUUAGAACGGCAAGAAAGGGAAAUUGAAAGCUUUGAUAUGGAAAGCGUCCGGCUAGGAUUUGGCAAUUUAGGUACUUUGGACUGUCCUAAGGAGGACUAUAGAUGAAAAUGAUUUGCCAUAAUCUACCCUGUCCACUUGUCACAUAAAGUCGGGCUCUGUCCUACUGGCCUCCCCUGCGGACUAGUGCCUGUGCAGUCCUUUAUCAUCAGGGCCCUUUGUAACGUUAACAAGCAAAUGCUGGAUACCUACUGGUCGUCGUCUUAACAAAUGUCACAGUAUUGAUGUUUAUGUGCAAUGAUACUUUUGGUGAAACAAAAAAGUGGAUGUACGUUGCUUAACGAUCAUGCAUUAGAGAUGAUUUGUCAGUCCGUGCAAAAAAAA